This is a messenger RNA of Cavenderia fasciculata, 648 nucleotides long. RefSeq names its product Mps1 binder-like protein (gene mobB). Bases 1 to 648 code for a protein of 215 amino acids. Gene Ontology annotation, molecular function: protein kinase activator activity. Lineage: Eukaryota; Evosea; Eumycetozoa; Acytosteliales; Cavenderiaceae. The record is from RefSeq and is a predicted model, not a curated record. The transcript has 4 exons. Gene Ontology annotation, cellular component: cytoplasm; nucleus. Gene Ontology annotation, biological process: positive regulation of protein phosphorylation; signal transduction.
AUGUUCAAGGGAAUAUUUGAUAAGAAUAAAACAUUUAAACCAAAAAAGGGAUUUAGCAAAGGUACAAAGAGACAUGAUCUCCAUAGACACGCAAAGGCUACUUUAGGAAGUGGUAACUUGAGAUUAGCUGUUUCUUUACCUGAAAGAGAAGAUCUUAACGAAUGGUUGGCUGUAAAUACUGUUGAUUUCUUUAAUCAAAUCAAUUUAUUGUAUGGUAGCAUUACAGAGUUUUGUACACCAAAGACUUGCGAAGUUAUGAGUGCAGGUCCAAAAUACGAAUACUUGUGGGCUGAUGGAGACACUGUCAAGAAACCAAUCAAGGUCUCUGCACCAGAAUACGUCGAAUAUCUUAUGACUUGGGUUCAAAACAUUUUGGACGAUGAGAAUAUUUUCCCAUCAAGAGUUGACGUACAAUUCCCAAAGAAUUUCCAAACAAUUGUAAAGAAUAUUUUCAAGAGAUUGUUUAGAGUUUAUGGACAUAUCUAUUACUCUCAUUUCCCAAAGAUUGUUUCACUUGGAGAGGAGGCUCAUUUGAAUACUUGUUUCAAACACUUUUACUUUUUCAUUAUUGAAUUUAAUUUGGUAGACAAGAAGGAAAUGUUACCAUUGCAAGACUUGAUCGAUAACUUGACAAAGAGCAAUAGUUAA